ACGGCCGUGUGUCCCUCUGCCUCCAACUCUGAACUCUCUGCUCAUGUCAGUGCAAACUUUCAAGUUUGGGUUUUUCUGAACAUUUCUGGAACCUCUGAACCCACUCUCUUCAUUUCCUGGUCCCCCCCCCCCCAAAUCAUCUCAAUGGCUUCCUGUAGCCUAGGGACAUCAUAUACUAAAGUUACAAACUUGAACUUGGGUAGAACAAGAGUUGGGAUUUCACAAUCUUAUGGUGCAAGAACUUGGACACUGCAAAGACCGCAGCUUUACUCAGGUUUAUCAAUAUCAAGACGGAUAGAGAAAGUGUUACAUGUGCGCAGCGCUCCAUCUUUAGAAAUCAUAUCUGCUACAAAUUUAGAAGACGCUUCUGAAGAGAGUGAUUGUGGUUCAGCAAGCCCACGCAUUCCAAACUUUGAUGAGAUACAGUCUAUGCUUUCAACAAUAUGCGAUACAACUUCAGUUGCAGAGGUUGAGUUAAAACUCGGUGGAUUUCGGUUACAUGUGGUGAGGGAGUUGACUGAAGAAGGUAGCACUCCACCUCCUCCAAUUCCUGCUCCUGUCAGUGCAAGUACACCUGCUGAUGCACCCAAAUCAAAUGGAUCAGUUUCUUCACAAUCUUUAGCUAUCACUAGACUAGAAUCUUCUUCAAGAGAUAUCCAAACAUUAUUAGAUAAAGCUGCUGAUGAAGGCUUGGUGUUAAUUCAGUCUCCACGAGUGGGGUCAUUUAGAAGAUCUCGAACAAUAAAGGGAAAGCGUGCUCCUCCAUCAUGUAAAGAGAAGCAAAUAGUGAAAGAGGGCCAAGUGAUUUGCUACAUUGAACAGCUAGGAGGAGAGCUUCCAAUUGAGUCUGAUGUGGCCGGGGAGGUCAUCAAGAUACUACGGGAAGAUGGUGAACCUGUUGGAUACGGUGAUGCCCUGAUUGCAGUUCUCCCCUCGUUUCCUGGGAUUAAGAAGCUUCAAUAGACAAUUGGUUUGAUAUUUGUGUACUGGAAUAAAGGACGAUUUGUUCCAAUUUUCUUUCUUUCUUUCUUGUUUUUUUUUUUUUUUUUUGCUCCGCCCAAAUUUAUACUUGCCUUUACUGUAUGGCUUUUUUUAACUGGAUGUUUUUGAAUGAGCUCUAUACAUGAAACUGGAUUGGAACUGGCAUGUAGAGGCUUUUACGAGUACCAUUUCCACUAUCAUACUGAUUCUGCUGCCUCUUGCAUGAGCUAAUUCUAGUAUGCUACCUUGCGGCUCAGUUUGUC
This is a messenger RNA of Rosa chinensis, 1244 nucleotides long. RefSeq names its product biotin carboxyl carrier protein of acetyl-CoA carboxylase. Lineage: Eukaryota; Viridiplantae; Streptophyta; Magnoliopsida; Rosales; Rosaceae. The record is from RefSeq and is a predicted model, not a curated record. Bases 145 to 963 code for a protein of 272 amino acids. The transcript is spliced from 9 exons.